AUGUUUAUAGAAGAUAUCUUUCUUAUUAUUUCAAAAAAAUAUACAUUGGAAAUAGUUUUCUCUAGAAGGAGCAAGCUUCCUUCUUUGUAAAAAUCCUGUUUUUUAAUGUUUAAAUGUAGUUUUUAACUUACUCUUUUGUUCAUUUUGAUGAAAAUGAUCACUCUUACAAUAGUAUAAUUUAUAAAUACUUAAAUCCUUUAAAAAGUGAAGAAGGAGGUGCUAUUUCCAUUGAUUGUUUUUUAUAAGGUUACAAUUUUAAUCAUUAGAGUCUUGCACUAGAAAAGAUCUUAAUAUGCUUUUUAGGUCCGAUUGCCUUAAAUGCUGCAUUACUUUUUAUUUUAGUUCUUAUCAGUUGCAAAACGAAUAAAAAUAAGUUUUUUAUUCUUAUAUAAAGCAUGA
This is a messenger RNA of Tetrahymena thermophila SB210, 399 nucleotides long. Its product is annotated as transmembrane protein, putative. Lineage: Eukaryota; Ciliophora; Oligohymenophorea; Hymenostomatida; Tetrahymenidae. The record is from RefSeq and is a predicted model, not a curated record. The transcript has a single exon.